CCGUCAGUCCCAGGGGACGAUGAAUUUGCGGAGGUAGACUGCGUUUUACUCACUCUCCCUUCAAGUGGGUUUGAGGUUUUCGUACCAUUUUUUAAGUGCAAGUAGGAGGUGAUGUUAAGCUCCUGGCGCGCACACAGAUGUGUUUCUAAAAGCCUACACUGCGGUAGAAUGAGCGACUCAUUUACGACCUUCUACUAUGACGGAAACUUAAAUUCAGCUGAAUGACUUUAUGGAUUAGCGCGUGCUGGGGAGGACUGGCUAUGUAACUGACACGGGGAUUAAUCAAGCUCGUCCAAACCGCAUCCAUCCAUCUGGAAGGAACGUUAGUCUCUGCAGACUCCGUUCUUCUCCAUUCAUCCGUUACUAUGUAAGACAAUGGUACCAGUUCCUCUGCAAAAACACGCGCGGUUGCUUAGUUUCUGAUGCUUGGCUGUGAAACAAUCUGUCGAUCAGCACCAAAACCCGGUAUUCUCCAUUUCAUAUGGGCGAAGACGAGGAGUGCUCCAGCGCCCCUUCACGCCGCGGAGAAAAUGCAGAGAACGGAAAGAGCGGAGCAGCUCUGGACCCAGAAAGAGAAAAGAGGUAUGCGGAGCUGUUCGAGCAACUGGACUUGAAUAAAGAUGGCAGGGUUGACAUCAAUGAACUGAAGACCGGACUGGCAACUCGUGGUUUACAACUCCGAGAGGCUGAGAAGAUAGUCCUUGAGAGCGACACCAACCAUGAUGGUCUGCUGGAUUUCCAGGAGUUCUCUCAGUACCUCCAGACUCACGAGAAAAGACUCUGGCUCAUGUUCCACAGACUGGACCGUAACAAUGACGGGCAAAUUGAUGUGGGGGAGAUCCAGCACUCACUACAAAAGCUUGGAGUGGAGGUUACCAUGGAACAGGCCUCCAAAAUACUGCAGAGUAUGGACAGAGAUGGGACUAUGACUAUUGACUGGAAUGAAUGGCGUGAUCACUUCCUGUUCAACCCUUUGCACAACAUGGAGGAAAUUGUCCACCACUGGAAGCACUCCCAUAUGUUUGACAUCGGGGAACACCUGACAGUGCCUGAUGAGUUUUCAGAGCGGGAGCGGCAAUCAGGUUUGGUAUGGAGGCAGCUGGUUGCUGGAGCCAUGGCAGGGGCAGUGUCCCGGACAGGAACUGCUCCACUGGACCGUCUCAAGGUCUUCCUGCAAGUACAUGGCUCCACAGCUCGAGAGAUUAAUCUGUGGUUUGGCCUGAGGGGGAUGAUCCAGGAGGGAGGUGUGCUUUCACUCUGGAGGGGAAAUGGUAUCAACGUCCUGAAAAUUGCCCCUGAAUCCGCCAUUAAGUUUAUGGCCUACGAACAGAUCAAGUGGCUGAUCCGAGGUAAUAAAGAGGGGGGCAGUUUAAGGGUACAAGAGAGGUUCAUUGCUGGGUCGCUUGCAGGAGCUACUGCCCAAACUAUCAUCUAUCCCAUGGAGGUGCUGAAAACUCGCCUUACAUUAAGGAAGACCGGACAGUACUCAGGUAUGGCUGACUGUGCCAGACAGAUUCUGAAGACUGAGGGUAUCCGAGCAUUCUACAGAGGAUACCUGCCCAAUACAAUGGGCAUCAUUCCAUAUGCUGGCAUUGACUUGGCUGUGUAUGAGACCCUGAAGAAUGCCUGGCUCCAGAGGUACUGUGUCAACUCAGCAGACCCAGGAGUUUUGGUCCUGCUGGGCUGUGGUACUGUCUCCAGCACCUGUGGCCAGCUAGCGUCAUAUCCCCUCGCUCUCAUCCGGACUCGCAUGCAGGCACAGGCCAUUACUGAGGGUAAACCCAAGCUGACCAUGGUGGGUCAGUUCAAAUACAUCAUAUCUCAUGAAGGUGUGCCAGGUCUGUACCGAGGCAUCACGCCCAACUUCCUCAAAGUUAUUCCUGCUGUCAGCAUCUCCUAUGUGGUCUACGAGCACAUGAAGAAGGUCCUUGGAGUGGUUUACUAGACUGAUGCGACAAACACAACUGUGGAGGCAGAAACACAUUUGUUAGAAGAAGCAGAAGUGGAGAAUUAAGCUUCUCGGGCCUCUGAAGAGAGAAGAUGAAGGAUCAGUGCACCGAUGCCAUAAAACAUUUGUGGACACCAUCAACUUCCAACCUUUUUAAAGUGCAGGUACUAGGUCAGCAGGAUAAAUUUAUUGAUCUAGGAGAGGAGAAUGAGGCUAAUGAUGCCCACUCUAACAGUAUUAUGUUAUGCUUGAGGAAUCAUCAAAAAGUUCUUAGGAAUGAAAAUUCUUACCCUAUUCUUUUCACCCUUAUCCAGAUGGACUCACUUGCGGCUGCUAUUUUUUGUGUUUUCCUUCUCCAUCCAGUGUCUCAGCACAUUCCAGUAGAACUCCACGUUUACAUUGUCAUAAAUUUAUAGUGCACAGUACAUGUCACAAAAAAGGACAAGGAUUCUCCUGAUCUUGUUUCUCACUUUUUUCCAUGGCCCUUUUUCCAGAAUGUUUGGAUAACGUCUCACACAAGCAAGAGUUGAAUCUCAGACUUUUUGUCCUGUAAGCAACAUUUUGGGUUGGUUUAAAGGUAUCAAUAUGUAGUAUAUCAAUAUCUGAUAAUGAUUUAGGAAAGGUCACAAAAAAUACUGCAAAAUACAUGAGAUUCCAACAGCGGGUUAUCAGAUUUCAAAAAGGAGGACUUCUCAGAAUUUUGUCGAAACAAACAUGAGGUAAACAGCUGGGUUUGCUUGUUCAAGUUAUAAAAUAAUAUAGAAGCAGUGUGUGCAUGUGAGCUGCAGCAUGACUUAGCUGUGCAUUGCUGUAAACCUUUGAAACCUUUAACUGUUUUGCUGCUAGCUGUUGCUGGAAACUACAUUGAAAUAAAUGGAGAAGAUGGAUUUCUUGCAUGUAGUGAAAAUGUGGAUGUGAACACAAAACUUGGUUUGAUAUGAAGAGUUUAUGCUCCAUUUUUUUUCAACAGUGUUCCUUCCUGCAAGUUUCCAAAAGGAACAGGAUGAGAAAAAAAAAUCUUAGCUUAAACAAACCUAGCUGUAAUCUUAAAAGGACUAUAGGCCAUCUCCUGACCUAUGACAGACGGGAUAUGCUUCAAAAUAGAAAACCUAUGAAAUGUCUGAACUUAGGAAAUGUACCAUUUUAAGAAAAUAUUAGCUUAUUUUAAAUUUAAUAUAAGCAACACAUCUCAAAAGAUUUGGGUGGGGACAACGAAAGGCUAAAAAUGUAAGUGGUACUAAAAAGUAAUAGCUUGACAAACUAGCCACAGGUCUGCAACAUGACUUUUAAAAAAUAUAAAAUAUAAAUAAUAUAAAAAAUAAAGCAAUGUUGGGAAGAGGUUCACCAGUCUGCAAAAACACUAUGACUACAAAUUGAUGAUUUCAUGGAAACCUUUUGUUGCAGGACAUACAAUGACUUGAAAUACAGUAUCUUGUCAUCUACAGUACAUAAUAACAUCAGAAGAGUCUAGAAAUCUCGAGAAAUCUCUGUAUACAAGGAACAAGACCAAAAAUCUAUAUUGAAUGCUUGUGAUAUUCAGGCCUAUAAAAACCAAACAAAAACUGAUUCUGUAAUGGAAAACUGAUAGGGGUUCGGGAGUGCUUUCAGAAAUGAUUGUCUGUGAAGACCGUCUGUUGUGCAGAUUAAAAUGUUGUCAUAUAAAGAAGCCCCCAUAUAUGAGCAUCAUCUUCUGGACCAAAUUCAUUUAAAAUGGACUAAAUAGACUGACAAACCAGAAAACCAUUCUGUAGUCAGACAAAUCAAAAUCUGAAAUUCUUUUUGAAAAACAUGGAGAAUGCAUCCUCCAGACCAAAGAGGAGAUGGAUCAUACAGAUUGUUAUCAGCACACAUGUCAAAAGCAUGCAUGUCUGAUAGCAUGGAGGUAUAUUAGCACCUGUGGAAUUGAUAGGUUCCACAUCUGGAAAGGCAUCAUCAAUUGCAAAAGGUAUAUAAAGGCAGUGUUGGGGAGUAACGGAAUACAUGUACUGGCGUUACUUAAUUAAAAUACAAAAUAUGAGUAACUGUA
Molecule: messenger RNA, 3974 nt
Organism: Maylandia zebra (zebra mbuna)
Lineage: Eukaryota; Metazoa; Chordata; Actinopteri; Cichliformes; Cichlidae
Gene: slc25a23b
Product: solute carrier family 25 member 23b
Biological process (GO): transmembrane transport
Molecular function (GO): calcium ion binding
Source: RefSeq, a predicted model, not a curated record